Messenger RNA from Cryptococcus wingfieldii CBS 7118, 684 nucleotides. RefSeq lists its product as hypothetical. The transcript is spliced from 2 exons. The record is from RefSeq and is a predicted model, not a curated record. The coding region runs from base 1 to 684 and encodes 227 amino acids. NCBI's taxonomy places the organism in Eukaryota, Fungi, Basidiomycota, Tremellomycetes, Tremellales, Cryptococcaceae.
AUGACCGGCCAGACUCCUGAUGAACCCGUUCCUCACAGCCCCUGUGUCGACCCAAGCAGAACUCCGGGCAUCGAAGUGAGUGAACACACCGACAACGACGAGGAGGCCAAACAACACCAAGAUAUCAACGGCACGGUCAUGAAGAAGAGGCUAGAUCACUGGAAGGUAAUCUCGGGAAACUCGCGCGAUCUGAGGGAUAUCUGUCAUUCUGCUUCCGUGUUGGCCCGCUUCCACUUCAGCGGCCGCUGGUACUCUUGGGGCCACCCCAACGCAGCACAACACAUGUUCCAACGCGUCGGUCUGACUCAAUCUGCCAUCUUCGGAUGGGUUAAUAGAGAUAUUGCUUCUCUUUCGCUCGUCAAAGAAUCCGCCGCCAUCAGUGCACUACACUCGGACGGCCCAACAGUCGACCUCGCCCUUUCAAUCGGGCCAUUUCUCGACACGGGCAGUCUCUGUGAUGUCUACUCAAUCUCGCCUCCAAACACAGCCCCCCGUUUUGACAAUUUUCCACCGCUCGUCCUGAAAGUCAUGAACCCGAGUACUUUUGAUGAUGCCGCCGGCGGCGUCGCUUUCGCAACCGGCGAGCAGGCGACUGAGGCUUGGAAGACGGAGACUGGCCUCUACGCUGGAAAGCUUGCAAGCCUCCAAGGCAGUAUUGUGCCGUUAUGCUUUGGUGCUCUUUAG